CUAGAGGGAGAAAGCCAACCAGCCGGGGGUCGCAGCGCCAUGGACCUGGUCAUCACGCAGGAGUUGGCCCACGCCGAGAGCCAGCAAGAUGCUGCCUCCCUGCAGAGGGCCUACCAGCUGAUCAAGUCGGCCAACCUGGGGAAAUCCGAGUUUGACCCCACAGAAAGCUUCAGCCCUGACCUGUUUGUUCUGUGUGCGGAACAGGCCCUGAAGAUGGGGCAGCCGGACGUGAGCGAGGACUGCAUCCAGAUGUACUUCAAGGCCAAGGGGCCGGUCACCCAGUUCCUGGGCCGAGCGCACCUGUGCCGGGCCCAGCUCUGCGCCCCCAAGUCCACCGAAAACCUGGAGGAGUUUGAAAAUUGUGUGACUCAGUAUAUGAAAGCAAUAAACUUCGCGAAAGGAGAACCCAGGUAUCACUUCCUGGUAUAUAACGCAUCUGUCCUCUACUGGCAAAUGGUGAGGCCGUUUCUCAAGCCGGGAUAUCAUCACCAUCUGAUCUCCAGCCUCUCCCAGAUCGUAAACGUGUUAAACCAAACCGAGGAGGAAGACAAGGAGUGGCAGGCAGAGCUGAUGCUGGAGCUUCUGGAGUGUUAUCUACAAGCUGGAAAAAAGGAGGAGGCCGCGAAGUUUUGUGCCACCGCAGCGCCCUUUAUAAAAGCUAACGUGCCCCGGAAAUACCGACACAUCUUUUCUGUUAUGGUGCGCCAUGAGUUACUGGAUGAGCUUCAGUUAAAGGAAGAAAAGAGAACCUCCAUAAGCCUGUCUGUCACCUACCACAUGAACGUGCUGAACGCGAAAUUGGAUAAAAAUGAGUUACCUGAAGAUGUCAACGCAAUUCUGAAGAAGACCUAUGAACACUUAAGUUAUUACAAUCACGAGCGCUUCCCUUCAAUCAGAGAGGAAAAAAUUCUUUUGCUUUUUGAACUGGCUCGUCUUUCCUUGACCUUGAAAUGUGAGCAGAUCUCCUCUGACUGCAUCUCCGACUUGAAGAAAAUUGACAGCCAAGACCCUGGGAAGCUGAUUGAAAUCAAAUGCUUGGAGUAUGAAUUAGAAGCUUUAGGACUCGAAAGUAAAGUUAAAGUCUACGUCCGAGCAGCUGUUGAGGCCCAGCUGAAUAUAGUACGGAGACUGGACAUCACGCUGCAGCGAGCCGUGCGCCUGGGCGACCCCGGGGUCAUCCACGUGGUGUGCACCACCCAGUGGAACACGUGUCUCCCUUUGCUGCAGCACAACCUGAGACACCACCUGCGGAAGCCGCUGGCCAACGUCGCGGACGUCCUGGAGAAGGUGGACAGCCUCAUGGUCCUGCUCCGCUGCCAGGUGCACAUGGAAAUGGUGCACAUCGAGGAGGACGAGGACCGGCUGGAGCCGGCCAUGUGGCACCUGCAGAAGGCCAUGCGUCUGGACGGCCUGGGCCUCUACCAGGACCAGCUCAGGACGGCCUUCAACCGGCUGUAUCUGUGCACCAGGCUGUACCAGUGCCCUGAGCGUGCCGAGGACAAGGCCGUCGUGGCCAUCGAGCAGGCCAAGAAAGCUGUCCCAAAAGACAGCGUCAGGAAGAAGCGGGCUCUCCUAGUGAACGCGGGCCUGGCCCUGGCCCCCGACACCUUCCAGAUUGUGCUCGACAGCGAGAACGAGGCCAAAGUGUCUACAGGGAAGACCAGGGGCCGGUUCAGCUUCCUGUUCGCGAAGGCACGGCACCACAUCAUCAGCGUGGACAAGGCCGCCGGGCACUUGUGGCGUCUGGGGGGCGAGAACGCCAGGGAGCGAAUACAGAUCUGGGCCGAGCUCGCCAAAGUCGCCCGGAAGCAGGGGGUGUGGGACGUUUGCCGGACAGCGUGCCGCUUCUGCCUCCUGUACGACGACGUCAGGGCGAAAAGGGCGGCGCGGCUGAAGAGAGGGAAGAAGAAGAGGGGCGGAGACAGCGCGGCCCAGGACGGCUGGGGCCACUCAGAAGUGAUGUCGCAGCGGCAGGCGUCCCCGAGCCUGCUGCGCAAGUUCGCCGAAGUGGGGUUCAUCAACGCAGAGGCCACCGUCCACCUGCUGCGCUCAGAGGGCGUGCAGCUCAAUGACCACCCCACCCCCCCGGAGGACCCGAGCCAGCACUCGGCCGGCUACACGCUCGAGUGCCCCGAGGACAACACACAGUGGGUCGUGUACCGGACCUGGAUUGAGAGUCUGUCACGGGGCGCCAUGGACAGCUGGCUGCGGUGCGCCGAGAUAGGGCGAGAGAUCCAGGAAGGCUGGAUCGUGCAGAACGCGGUGGUCUACGUCCUCAACCACAACCGCCACCUCAUCGUGGCCGGGAGGCAGAGGGAGCUCGUGGACGCCUUGGACCACCUCCUGAGCAUCGUCAAGGCCACGGGCCACAACGGAGACUUCACUCUGCUGGGGAUGCUCUGCAACACUUUGGCUCGAGGCUUGAUUAUCAACUGGAUUCCGACCCAAGUGCCGGAAAAAUCUAGAAGACCCAUGCGCCCGAACCUGUUUCACGCACCACUGGACUCAGGAGCCAGCGCUGAAGUCAGGACCGCGGUGGAGGUUUGCGAGUUCGCCCUGAACCUGAGCACCGGGACGGAGCCCGAAGAGGAGGUGCCCUUGAGCACCCAGCAGCAGCUCCUUGCCACCUGGGUGAAGGCCCGGCAGCUGCUACAGCAGCAGAUCGGGCCACGGCUGGGUGCGGACGAGCAGAGUCCCAACGAGGACGUCAACUCGGUGACCAGAGUUCUCGUUGCUCUGGAGAUGUACUCCUGCAACGGGCUGGGCCUCAUGGACUUCUCCGUGCCCCCCUUGGCCCAGGUGGUGGAAAUGGCUUCCGAGUGCAACUGGUCGGACCCCCUGGUGGAGCUGCAGACCCUGACACGACUGACCCACUUUGCCCACAUGGCCCACGACCACGAGGUCGCCAUGGCCUGCUCGCAGAAGGCCAUCCAGAUGGGCAUUAGGCUCCUGAGGAUGUUUAGCCGGGCGGAGACUCAACUGGUGGCCGAGAUGCUGAGCACCACAGCCUGCAUCCAGGGCAGGAGCACCCUGGAGAACCUGAGGGGCAGAAAGCAGCUGCGCCUGGCGGCCGCGAGGUCCUUCAUGGCGAGCGCCAGGUUCGGGGGCAUUGCGGGGAGCAGCGCCCUGGUGAUGCUGGCUGUGAGGCAGUACUGGAACGCCUGGCUCCCGCUCCUGUCCUCCGCGGCCAACAGGAGGAAAGCCAAGACUGUCGUUCAGAGGCUCAUCGGCAUCAUCAAUAAGACAGAAGCGAAGAAACAGGAAAAAGGAAAAACCCUGCUUCUGCACCAGUGGCCUACAGCGGACUUCCAAAGCGGAGGGACUCCCGAAGGGCAUUUUCUCCCAGGUGCCGAGGACGACCUGACGCUGCGCGCCGCGCUCUACGGCCUGCUCUUCCGCUGCCACGCGGACCGCGGUGACUGGGAGGGAGGCCUCAAGGUGCUGGACGAGGCUGUGCAGGUGCUGCCGAGGACAGCGCACCGCCUCCUGAUUUUCAAACACAUGGUCAUCGUGAAGGCCAAACUUGGCCAGAAUUUUACGAUGGAAAUACAGAAAUUCAAAGAUGAAAGUGAAGAUUACUUGGCACACAUGUGGCACCGUCUGGCCUUGAACUCCAGGAGUGUGCGUGGCGAGCUGACCUGCUAUCACAACGCCAUCCAAGCCUUACAGAAGCCAGAGAGUGACUGGCAAAAAGUAGAAUACAUCCUGGAAUUCAGCGAGUGGCUGUAUGACAAACAGUUUCCCAUGGAGGACGUAACUUUCCACCUGACGUGGGCGAUUCACAUCCUGCUGGCGAUGACACCUGCCAGGGACGCCCCUGAGCUGGCAGAGGAACAGCUGCCCACUCAGACAGCCCCUGAAAGUCCAGUGUCUGAGGCUGCGGGGACAGUCUCCUUGGAGAAGCUUUGGAACGUGAGGCAGCUGGAGGCGCUGGCCCGCGCCCACACCCUGCUGGCCCUGAUGGUGUCCCCGAGCGCGGCCAGCUACCAGGACUACUGCCUCAUGGCCUACACGUUCCUCAAGCGCAUCUGGCAGGUUUCUUUGUUAACAGCAGGAAGGUCAAUUUCAGAAAGCAGAAUUCUAGCAGCAACAGCUAGCUCACAUUUGCUACUGCCUAAAAAGGAGAAGGAGAAGAAGAAGGAGAAGGAGAAGGAGAAGGAGAAGGAGAAGGAGAAGGAGAAGGAGAAGGAGAAGGAGAAGGACAGAGAGAAGGGCAAAGACCCCAAGCAGCUUCCAACCGCGGUUCCUGGCAAACGGCUUGAGGACUUACCGGCCAGCACAGAGGAGUGGGCUUCCUACUCCUGCCCCGAGGAAGCGAUAUCUGUGUUUAAACAAGAUAAAAGCGACUUUACCAUCAACGCGUCAAGCAUCCAGAAGCCGACAUACAGUUUGUAUUAUCUGGACCACUUGGUCAAAGCCCUGCAGAAGAUGUCCCUUUACGAGCUCACCAUCCCAGUCCUGCAAUUGGGUGUACUAAUUGCAGCCUCCGUGGUAGACAGCAAGAGCCUCAAAGAUCUGUACCAUCUUCGACUUGCCCUAGUUUGUUCCGAUUUGAAGUUGCAAGAAGCAGCGACUUACCAUGAAGAGGUGGUCGGGCAAACAUACCUUUGUGACAUGGAGCAGGCCAGCUGCAGAAAAGAAAUCGCCUUGAGAAAGGAGAAAAACAAGGAACUGCUCUCCGAAGAAAGUCUGACGAUGGUGCCCGAGCCCGUAACUGCGGUCCAGAAAGCAGAGACAAAGCCGCUCAUAGCGAAGGAUAAGAUCUUGAAGAUAAACGGAGAGACCGGGACUGGGCUGGAGGGGACGUCCUUUCCCCUUCUGUGGACCCUCAAGGCGGAAGUUCUGCUGGAGGUGGAUCUGUACCAGCCUGCGAGGCUGCUGCUGUCGGAGGCCUACCUGGCCUUCCAGGAGCUUGAUGAUCCUUGUGCCCAAGCAAGAUGCCUGCACCUUCUAGCGCAGUUGGCGAACAAGGAAAGAAACUACGGACAAGCUAAGCAGUUGGUGCAGUGGGCGCAGCGCCUGGGGGGCAGCGAGGAGUUCUGGUACAGCUCAACCCUGACCCUGGCGGACACGCUCCUGUCCAUGGAGGGCGAAGGCAGAGAAGUGGCGGUCUGCCAGUUGUUUCAGAGACUGAUAGACACCUUCAAGCUUCUGCAAAAAGAAAGACCGAACCGAGUGCCCGUCUUGGAGUUUAUGGCCACAGACCUAGAGGCCAGGUGCGUGAGCCUCCAGAUCAAGGCCGCUCAGGAGUCAGCUGAUGGCGAACCUCCCGGAUGCUUGCUUCUGCUGAACAAAAUGGACGAUUGCUUGAUGGAAAUUGAGAAAAGGUUGAUCACCUGGGGCUACAGAGACAAUUGUGUGGAUAUAAGACUAGAGCGCGCCAAGAUAAAGAGAUUAUGUGCCCAGAACGAGAAAGACCAGGAGCAGAGAACCGCGUAUUACUUGGAGGCACAUGACUUAGUCCAGAGAGCUGUGGCCGAUGCAGAGGAGCUGUUCUGCAGCGUGCGAGCCUUACUGUCCCUGCAAGAGGUACAGAACGUCAACACGCCUCUGAGGAGGAGGCUGGCGCAGCUCCGACUCCACCUGGCGGAAGUGUCUCUGGACCUGCUGGAGCUCAUCUGGGCAGAGGCCCUGGCCCGCCAGUUUGAGCAGAGCCCCGUGGAGAAGCUGCUGCUCAGCUACCUGCAGAGCGUCAGUGACCACACCUCCGUCAGCUUGAAAUGGUUCACCCUGAAGCGGACCCUGGCCCACGUGGUGCUGGCGCAGCUGGGGGCCCUGCACUCGCCGCGCACCGGCCUCGCGGAGCUCCGCGCCCGGCAGCUGGGCCUGGCGGGGAGGGCCCUGCGCCUGCUGGCCGUGCAGGCGGACCCCGUGCGCCCCACCGUCUACUGGGAAGAGGGCCUCUCGGCAGGUGCUGAGCUGAGCGGCCAUAAGCCUCUGGAGACCAUUCUGGAGGACCAGGCCGGCGAGGAUCGCUGCAGGGACCCGGGACCCUCCAGGGCCGCCUCCCAGGAGCACGGCAGGAAGGGCUGGGAUCUGCAGAGAAAGAUGAAGCUGGCCCAGCGGUACCUGGCCCAGGCGUCCGAGGUGCUGCUGCAGUGCGUGCGGGUGGCCCUGGGCGGCUGCCUCCCGGACAUCGCGGCGGCCGCCAGCCUGGAGAUGGUGGAGUGCAGCGGCACCCUGGACCCUGUGGCCACCUGCCAGUUCCUGGCGCUGUCUCAGAGCUGCUCGGCCUCAGAGAUGAUGCGGGACGUGCUGUUCACGGCCACGGACGACACCGGCAGCUCACAGCUGGCGGCCCUGCUGCGGCUGGAGCACCAGCUGAAGCGGAAGGGGAGGACGUCCACCAACUUGUUCGCGAGCGUGAGGCAGAGGCUGGCGGUCAUUUCCAAGGCUUGGCAAAAUCUCUGGGUCACUGAGCAGCAUUUUAACCACCUGAAUGAAAUGCCGCCUACCUUUCGGAUUCUCUUUCUGCAGCACGGGCGGGACAGGACCCAUCUGUACGGCGCUGCCUACGAGAGACCCAGGUCCGUCCCUGUGGCCAAAGGGAAGAUGCUCCAAGCGGGCGGCUUCUGCAAGGUGGCACGGGUGGCCGUGAACCCAGCCACCUUCUCCUGCCUACUGGCCGAUGCCCAGCAGUUCCGGGAGCUGACCCAGGUGGAGGUGACCAAUGAGGACAUGGCCCUGAACUCAAGCACGGAAUUGGAAAAUGCGCCUCCUGAGAGGGAAGGACACUCUCUGCGGAAGUUUGGGGAAGUUCUGGCGUCCAUGGAGGGGUACCUGAGGCCGCUGUUUCCAGUGCUCGGCAGCCCUGAGGCCAGAACACAGGUGCCCACCGUUGUCGCGGAUUCAGGGAGACCAAAGGGCAAAGACAAGGAAAGGGAAGUGUCCCUGCCCCAGGUUGAGCCCGAGGCUGCGAACGACACCAUCCUCAUUGCGGACAGGCAUCUUCUGGAGCUGCCGCUGGAAGGUCUCUCCGUGUUUGAGGAAGGGGUGGACUCCGUGGCCCGAGAGUUUUCCCUGCAGAUGCUGUGGAGCCGCCUCCGUCGAGAGGAGACAGCCGACGGGGCCGUGAAGAAGGAGGGCAAAGGCAGACAGUUCAGGAAGAGAAAUACAGCUAAGAAGGGACACAAGGACGCUGCGCCCCGGCUCAUCCCCCCCGACUGCAUCGUGGUCGACCCCGACAACUUCAAGUUCAUCGUGGACCCCUACGAGGAGGCCCGGGUCAUAGACAUGCGGACUCCUGUCUCCGUAACCCGGGAAAUUUUGGAAAGAUUCCGAGACUCGUUCACUGCUCUGUGGGUGGGACAUCUGGGAAACACGCACUUCCCGAGCCAGGCCGAGUGGGAGCAGCUCCUGGGCAGCUGCAGUGGCUUUUUCUUCUACGGGAUGGAGAGCUUCCUGUCCCACGUAGCGGUGGAAAGGUUGGCUGCCACGAACCUACAAGGGUGCCAGAUGAUGGUCCUGCUGGACCUGACGAGGUCCUACGCGAGCAUGCAGCGGCACGCGGAGCGCUCGGACAGCAAGAGUGUGGCCCAGCUGUCCCUGGAGAGGCCCGUGGAGACUGCCGUCCUUCUGAGCCUGGUGGGGGUCAGGAGCAUCCUGGCAAACCAGUGGCCGACCUUCCUGCAGGACAACGCGCUGCGGGCCAGCGUCCUGUGGGAAAACCUGUUGACAGCCGGCAGGCCCAUCGGGAGGGCCGCCCAUCUCCUUCGGCGGACGGGAGCUGGGGACACGAACAACCAUGGUAACGGAAGCUGUUCCACAUCCCCGCUCAUCCUCUGCCACGCAGGGCCACCUCCCGGCCUGUGUCCCCGCCCCUCGUCUCUGCCAGUGUCCCUGCCCGCAGCCCCGCAGCCCCGCAGGCUAGGGCGUCUGCCUCCUGUCUCUGCACAGGCUGACAGCAGCCUCAGGGACGCCUGGUGUCCUAAAUCCUUAAGGGAGGCACCCUGGCCGUUAGAACUGCCCGUCUGUCUUUAGAACCGUCCAAGUCACAUAAGUUCUGAAAGCCCAGGUGUGCUCCCUGGGAGCGGGGGCCCCGGGACUUUGUUCUUCAGAGCAGACAGACACCCCUUCACACCUUCACGUAAGGUGCUGGGGCUGAAAAUAAACACGACACCAGCCAUAGCUCGAGCAGCGCGUUAAAGGAACAGUCUGCCGUAACUAGGAGAGGUUUAUCCCAGGGUGACUCACCACGAAGUCUUCAGACAAACAGCACGAGGGGUUACGUGGUCCCCGGUGCCCAGAACGCAGUGCCAAACGAUAAGCGCGGCUUCAGUGGAUGGAGGAGGGAGGGAGGGCCUGGCGUCAGCAGGUGCAUGAAGGUCGAUGGCGUCUAGAAAGAGCCGGUGGCGGAGGAGCCGCUGACUUGCGCUGGGGGCGGCAGGAGAGGAAGCCGUGGCUCCUGCGUGCUCCGUGGUCCCGCGUUGAUGCGCAUUGAAAGGAAGGGACAGCACCGUGAUUGUCAUGCACGCCCUGCCCCCAGUUAGUGGUGGCGGCCAGCUGGUGGCAGGAGGAGGCCCCGAGCUGCUGGAAGCUUCUGGACGCCUCGCACUCAGAGUGGGGAGGUGGUGCGGAGGGGACGGGGGGUGGGGACACUCGGUGUCCCGGGUGUGGGCGUGCGGCAGGGCCCGUGUUCAGGGCUACGUCUGGAGGCAGGGUCGGGAGCACCCCCGCCCCCCGCGUGCGUGAGCCUCUCUCGGGGCCCCGGGCGUCCUGCCCCCAGUGAGCUG
This is a messenger RNA of Lynx canadensis (Canada lynx), 8732 nucleotides long. It is a transcript of the gene CFAP46, whose product is annotated as cilia and flagella associated protein 46. Gene Ontology annotation, biological process: cilium movement involved in cell motility; axoneme assembly. Lineage: Eukaryota; Metazoa; Chordata; Mammalia; Carnivora; Felidae. The record is from RefSeq and is a predicted model, not a curated record. The transcript has 58 exons. Bases 40 to 7980 code for a protein of 2646 amino acids.